Messenger RNA from Dothidotthia symphoricarpi CBS 119687, 1825 nucleotides. Its product is annotated as FAD-binding domain-containing protein. The record is from RefSeq and is a predicted model, not a curated record. Bases 1 to 1503 code for a protein of 500 amino acids. Gene Ontology annotation, molecular function: oxidoreductase activity; FAD binding. The transcript is spliced from 3 exons. Lineage: Eukaryota; Fungi; Ascomycota; Dothideomycetes; Pleosporales; Dothidotthiaceae.
AUGUUUAUACUAGUUCUCGCAGCUUGGCUGCUGUGUGCGUCCCAAUCGACUUUCGUGUUUGCGCAAACAAACUUGAGACAAGCCGCAUCCGAGUUGCAACCUCAACUGUCCAAGGGCGCCAUAGUCACAUUCCCAUUUAACUCUCGUUGGGAGGCCUUGCAAGUUCGGGGUGCCUCCCCUCGCGUUUCUCCCGACUACAGUGUCAUUGUCGAAGUUGCUACCGAAGCCGAUGUACAGACAAUAGUGACAUUUGCCAACCGCUUGAAUAUCCCAUUUCUGGCCGUCUCGGGUACUCAUGGGUGGACAAAGACACUAAACAAGAUGCCGUAUGGCAUUCAGAUCAACAUGCGGAAGCUGAAUACUACAAUUCUCAGCCGUGAUGGGAAAACCGCUACUGUUGGGGGCGGUACGCUUCAAUAUGAGAUUACGAGAUCGCUUUUCGCAAAGGGGAGAUAUGCUGUCACCGCGCUUGCGGAAUGUGUAUCGGUUGCGGGGCCACUGCUUGGUGGUGGCCAUAGCCUUCUCCAAGGACAGCAUGGUUAUGUUCUUGACAACCUUGUCUCCGCUCGUGUGGUCCUUGCUAGUGGUAAGUCUGUCGAAGCAUCCAGGACGAAGAACGCAGAUUUGUUCUGGGCGUUACAGGGUGCUGGUCAUAACUUUGGCAUACUUACCAGCUUUGUUGUAAAGACGUACAACAUUCCGUCUGACUGGACGGUGUACUCCCUUGUAUAUACGACUGAUAAACUCGAGGCACUCUUCAGCUUGAUCAACGAAUUUGAAACUUCCUCCAAUCACCGACCAUCGAAACUAGCGCUCACUGGUGUGUUUGUCAGGAUACCAGGCAUCGAUCCAAACAACCCGGUCAUUGCCUAUACAGUCGCAUAUGAGGGUAGUGAAACAGACGCCGAGCCAUAUGCAGCACGUUUCAAAGCCCUAGGACCUGCCUCAGUCUCGGUAUCCACUAGGGUGAACUACGUAGAACUAUACACUGUGACUGGGAACAACCUCGGCAGUCAGGCGUGCAUUCGAAAUAACAACAUCCUCGGUGCGGGGACUUCUCUUCCUGCUUGGGACCUCGAAGGUACCCGCAAAGCCUUUACUGUGUUUGGCAACCUCACCACGGAUUCUCGCUUUUCUACCUCCAUCACACUCCUGGAAAACUAUGGCAUGGAGGGCGUACGGAAGGUCAGUCCUGAAUUAACUGCUCUGGCACCAGAGGAACGCAAUUACCCUGUCCUCGCAAGUCCAAUACUUUGGUGGGAUGGCGACGACGAGCAGACGACGAAGGAUGCAUACGCGUAUGCGAACGCGAUGCGGGAUGCGAUGUACUCGGGUGUUGACAGGAACAAGUACAAGCGACACUGCUAUGUUAAUUACGCAAAUGGCGAGGAGACUAAGCCAGAGAUGUAUGGGUAUGAGUCAUGGAGAAUGCAGAGGCUGGCCAAACUGAAGGCAGAGUGGGAUCCCAUGAACAAAUUCGGGUUCUACAAUCCAAUUGUGUAAUAGAUGAUCAAAAGAAUGUUUGGUCUAAGUUGCGGCAAGAAGAGUAUCAAUAACAGAAAAGUCCGACUAGCCAGUCUCGCCCAAGCAACACCAUUCCCUUGGCGACCAAUCGCCUACUGUCUGUAACAUAUAUGAUGGUGAUAACGUAGACUCCAGCUGGUUGACAAGGCGUGAAUACGAUCGCACCUAGAGAUGUCUCUAGCGACCAACAUUCUGCGAGCAAAUGAUUAGAAGAUGCGCAGACAAUGGAUCAGAUAACAUCCUCCGCAUCAAAGUUGCAUAUGUACGCUCGUAGAUCCGAGCUGACAGGAUGUUACCGAUA